AUGGUGAACAAGCUUUGUUUGGGAGUGUGUGAUGAUGGUUCUUACUAUACUGAAAUCGCAAAACAAGUCAUCAAUUACUACAAUGACUCAUUCAAUAAGUCGCAUUCAAACCUCAGGCGCGCGUAUUUCAACAACAUGUGGAGAGGGACAGCCACCUUAGUCGCUGCGUUGCUAUUGAUACUGACUCUUAUCCAGGCCGUGACUUCGAUCAUUGACGUUUUGCCUCGGCGCAAGUGA
Arabis nemorensis is the source of this 237-nucleotide messenger RNA. The record is from the annotation of a GenBank genome assembly. Lineage: Eukaryota; Viridiplantae; Streptophyta; Magnoliopsida; Brassicales; Brassicaceae.